Molecule: messenger RNA, 429 nt
Organism: Echinostoma caproni
Lineage: Eukaryota; Metazoa; Platyhelminthes; Trematoda; Plagiorchiida; Echinostomatidae
Source: the annotation of a GenBank genome assembly
AUGGAUGAGACAAUUUUGUCGAUUCAUUCCCAAGAUAACAGUUGUGUGCCCAUUCAAUUCUUGGUGUCACAAGACAGUCCGUCUAUUCUUGGAUUGAUGGUGAUGAGAACGCUGGGACAUUCCUUAUCCCUACAUACCAACGAACUGAAAUCCGAUACAACUGAGGAAGUUCGAAAGCUGGUAAUCCGAUGUACUGAGAAUGCGAGAGGAAUGAGCGUUCCUGAGGCAGUUUUGGAGGUCGACGGUGAACCCGUAUCCCUGAAAAGGGGUGUCUUACCAUAUGGACAACGCGAAGGUGUGCUGAAUGCGAUCGAUCGCAUGAAGACUGUUGUCAUUUCCAGCGUGACGUCAUUAACAUGGGAAACUCCUAUUGUUGUCGUGAUGAAAAGUGAUGGCGAACUCCGAGGAUAUGUGGUGAUUAUCGAUUGA